CGGUUUUAUUAUAGUUUUUUGUUUGAUCCUCUGCACUGUAAUUAUUUGUGCAAACGUCGUAAGCUAUGCAGUGGCUUCAUGCUGCAUGUUGCUGGCCUUUAUUAAAGAUCUCAAACAAGAAGUGAAUACUAUGAAUGCGAUUUAUACGGCAGAAGAGAAUCGGUCAGAGCUCAAGGUUAAAUUAAUUGAAUUCGUUGAAUUUCACAACACUGUGAAAGAAAUGGUUCGUAAUUUUACGGGAAUUUAUGAAUUCAUUUUCCUGGUCUACUUUUUAUGGAGCAACCUAACUAUUUGCAGUACUCUUUUAAUGACUCAAUUCGAAUUAUCAAAGGAUGACACGAAUUUCUUCAUACUCAUAGUUCAAAUUGGUAUCAUGUUUUGGUCAUUCUUCAUAAUAUUUCUAUUCUGUUACUUCGGUGAGAAUAUUACCAGCGAAUUUACAGAUUUGAAUGAUCAUAUUUAUCAUUGCGACUGGCAUUUAUUUCCUCGUGACAUUCAACGCAUGUUGCCAAUCCUUUUGAUCAAUACCCAACGACCAGUUAUACUCAAAGGUUUUGGAAACAUUUUAUGCACACACGAAAAUUUUAAAACGGUGGCAAACAGGGGAUAUUCCUUCUUCAUGAUACUUCGCGAAUAUCAAAGUUAAAAAGUGUUUUUAAAAACGGAG
Molecule: messenger RNA, 667 nt
Organism: Contarinia nasturtii (swede midge)
Lineage: Eukaryota; Metazoa; Arthropoda; Insecta; Diptera; Cecidomyiidae
Product: odorant receptor coreceptor-like
Exons: 4
Coding region: 86-646 (186 amino acids)
Biological process (GO): sensory perception of smell; detection of chemical stimulus involved in sensory perception of smell
Cellular component (GO): plasma membrane
Molecular function (GO): odorant binding; olfactory receptor activity
Source: RefSeq, a predicted model, not a curated record